Messenger RNA from Spodoptera littoralis (African cotton leafworm), 1242 nucleotides. The record is from the annotation of a GenBank genome assembly. NCBI's taxonomy places the organism in Eukaryota, Metazoa, Arthropoda, Insecta, Lepidoptera, Noctuidae.
AUGGUAUUCUUACACGGAGGAGGAUUUUAUGAAGGCAGUGGAUCACGUAAAGAUUGGACUCCUGACUUCCUUGUCAAACGCAAUAUAAUCCUAGUCACUGUGAAUUAUAGACUGGGCCCAUACGGCAACCUCUGCAUACCAAACACUAAGUACAAUAACCAAGGGCUAAAAGACCAGGUGCUAGCUCUGAAAUGGGUUAAACGAAACAUUGGAAAAUUCGCCGGUGAUGCCAAUAAUGUAGUCUUGUUCGGUCACAGCGCCGGCUCUAUGUCCGCCGAUAUACACUUAUUGUAUAACAACGAGGAUUUGUUUAAUAAAGUUAUAUUACAGAGCGGACAAGCUGCGACUACGCUCAUAAAUGACGGCACGCCUUAUAAAACGUAUGCCAAAGACAUCGGUAUGUCUGACGAGAAUAUCGAUGUUGACCGUUUCAUUAAAAAAGUGUCGUCUAUAAACGUGGACACUUACAUAAAUAAUACAAAACAUUAUACUUUCCGUCCCUGCAUCGAUGGAAACUUUAUAACAAGUGUACCACCAAGGAAAAACAAACAAAAUAUAAAAAUAAUGCUCGGCGCCACAGAUAAAGAAAUGCUAUUCUUCUAUAGGGAUGUGACAUCGUUCGAAAGUUUCGAUUUCAUAACGGAACUGGACAGAGCUUUUACCGAAUCAGUGGUAAAUGAAAAAAAUAUCGAUGUGAUUAAAGAAAACUAUGACUUAAAACAAACAAACGAGGAUAAAUUAAAGGAUUUGACUAUAGAUUUUGGUUCAGAUUUGUCGUUUAAUUACCCAACGGAGAGGAGCAUUAGGUAUUACUUACAGAAUAAUGCCACAGUGUAUAGAUACGUUUUCAAAUACGAUGGUGAUAGAAACUUCGUGAAGAAACGCGAACACAUCACGUGGCCGGGCGCUACACAUGGGGACGAGUUGGGGUAUCUAUUCGACAUCAUGUCUUCUAACAAAAUCACUGAUUUACAUGUCGUCGACUGGAUCUGUCUGAUGUGGACAAAUUUUGCUAAAUAUGGAAACCCGACACCGCUGCCGACUUCACACGAGCUGCCGAUCACAUGGCCUCCACUCACCGCCACUACAGACAGCUACCUGCAGAUAGACAAACAACUGUCCAUUGUGAACGCACCUUACAAAGCCAGGAUGACAUUUUGGGACUCUUUCUAUCAACAACACGGACGAUAUGCUAAAGGAAUCAGUUUGGCGGAGCAAUGGUGGACUAUAUCUUCUUCCUAG